AUGGCGGCACGAAUCCAUAGAUUUCUCGAUCGUAAUUCGUAUUCUUCACCGAAAUUAAUUCAUGUAGUCGAAUCAAAAUAUUUUACAUUAUUUCUGGUUGCUGUAAUUAUAUCAAAUACAUUUCUAAUGAUUUUAGAAACAUAUGAUAGUUACUAUAAAAAAUUUCAUUCAUUCUUUCUUAUAUCUGAAAAAAUUUAUCUAUGCAUUUAUAUUAUUGAAUGUUGUUUUAAAUUAUGGGUAGGUAAAAUUCAAGUAUUUUCGGAUGAUGUUAAAAUUGAAUUAACACAUUUCGUAUAUUCAUGGAGAUUUUUUAAAACUUUAUGGAAUUGUUUUGAUCUAUUUAUUAUUAUAAUAAAUAUAAUUGACUUUAUAACACAAGAGUUAACGCAUGAUCACAGUAGCGCAUCAUUACAAAUUGAUCAUAAUCAACAUUUACAUACACAAUUUGAACAAAUAAAUCAUUUUUUUAAAAUUCUUCGUGUUCUACGUGUACUUCGAAGUUUUCGAGCAUUACGAGUAAUUCGUACAAUACGUUUCAUUCAGUCAAUUCGUAUAAUUGUUAAUACAUGCUCAAAAGCAUUACCUGCUAUGGCUAGUAUUAUAUUUAUUAUGAUUAUAAUAACAUGUAUAUCAGCAAUUAUUGCCAGAAGUUUAUUUGGUGAUGUAUGCCCUGAAAAAUUCAGCAAUCUUGUUAAAACAUGUUUUUCUCUAUUUACAUUAUUAACACUUGAUGAUUGGUAUUCUGUAUAUCAAGUAUGUGCUGAACGUGAUUAUUCGAAUUUCCAAUUAGCUUUUUGUUUAAUUUAUAUAUUUAUUAUUAAUUUUAUUUUACUUAACCUUCUUAUGGCUGUACUUGUUGAUAGUUUUCAAAGUACUCUUGAUUGUGAUGGAAAAAAUGACAAUCAAUCGAAAACUGAAAAUAAUAAUGAUGAAGAACGCAUAGUGAAAAAUUUAACACAACUAACAGAAGAAUAUUGCGACGAUAGAAAAGUUAAUAAAGAAAAUGAUGACAUUUCAAUGUAUGACAGAGAAGAACAUCGAAAUGAAAUAGAUAAUCCAUCGAGAGAUUAUCGACAAGAACAAAAUUCAUUGCCUAUUGAAAAUAUCGUGAAACAAUAUUUUAUGUUAAUGGAAAGUUUAGAAUUUCGAAUGCAAAGACAUGAACAAUUAACUAAGUUAGCGCAAAAAUUAAUUAACUUAACGCUGAUUGAGCAAGAAAAUCGAAAAAUUAACAUGAAAAAAUAA
Molecule: messenger RNA, 1245 nt
Organism: Rotaria socialis
Lineage: Eukaryota; Metazoa; Rotifera; Eurotatoria; Philodinida; Philodinidae
Source: the annotation of a GenBank genome assembly